AAUACCACCAUUUUCAAAUCAUCAAAUUUUCAAAUCAUCAAAUCAUUUAGAAAUGGCAUAUUCAGAAAAAGUAAUUGAUCAUUAUAGCAAUCCGAAGAACGUAGGUACAUUGGAUAAAGCAAACAAAAAUGUGGGUACCGGUUUAGUAGGUGCUCCAGAGUGUGGAGAUGUUAUGCGUCUUCAAAUUGAAGUGGAUGAAGAAACAGGAAUUAUCAAAGAUGCUAAGUUCAAAACCUUUGGAUGUGGCUCUGCUAUUGCUUCUUCAUCAUUAGCUACAGAAUGGCUUAAAGGAAAAACAAUAGAUGAAGCUGUGGCUAUUGACAACAUGGAUAUCGUAGAAGAAUUGAAUCUUCCUCCGGUAAAAAUUCACUGUUCGGUAUUGGCUGAAGAUGCAAUUAAAUCUGCAAUUAACGACUAUAGGGUAAAAAAUGGUUUGCCAGAAUUAGCAUCUGAAAACGUUAUGUCGAUAGAAGUAGGAGCUAUAACUAUUAGCGAAAAAGCAAGAGAAAAAGUAUUGCAACUAAUUGCUGAAAGCAAUCUGAGUGAAGAUUAUUUUUUACGUGUAGGUGUUGUUGGUGGAGGCUGUUCAGGUUUGUCGUACAAGUUGGAUUUUGAUAACGAAAUGCAACCUAAAGACCAAGUGUUUGAAGACCAAGGUAUUAAAUUAGUGACCGAUUUAAAAAGCUAUUUGUAUCUCUGCGACACCGUUCUUGAUUUCACCGAUGGGCUUAAUGGUAAAGGAUUUCACUUUAUCAAUCCGAAUGCUAGUAGGAGCUGUGGAUGUGGCGAAAGCUUUGCCGUG
Molecule: messenger RNA, 802 nt
Organism: Darwinula stevensoni
Lineage: Eukaryota; Metazoa; Arthropoda; Ostracoda; Podocopida; Darwinulidae
Source: the annotation of a GenBank genome assembly